AUGGAGGAAACCACAGACCCGGUAGAGGCCGAAGCAUUCCUCAAGUCGCUGCUCGACAAAACCCUGCGGAUCUACACGACGGACGGGCGCAUCUUCAUUGGGACUUUUAAAUGCACAGACACGCAUAGCAACGUAGUCCUAGCGCUCACCUACGAGUACCGCGAGCCGUCGCAGCAGAAGGUAGCCGAGGCCAAAGCCCAAGCCUUCGCGGGCUCCGACCCCGACCCCGACCCCGACUCCGGACCCGGGUCCGGCGCGGAAGACAAGGUAGCCCUGGACAUGACGUCGCGGUACCUGGGCCUGGUCGUCGUCCCCGGCGAGCACAUCGUCAGGAUGGAAGUCGAGGAGUUUGUGAGCCAGGUUAAGAGCCGGUCGAUACUCGAGAGACGGGAUAUAUUCGGUAGCCGGUGA
This is a messenger RNA of Daldinia caldariorum, 411 nucleotides long. RefSeq lists its product as uncharacterized. The record is from RefSeq and is a predicted model, not a curated record. Gene Ontology annotation, cellular component: NatC complex. The coding region runs from base 1 to 411 and encodes 136 amino acids. The transcript has 2 exons. Gene Ontology annotation, molecular function: RNA binding. Lineage: Eukaryota; Fungi; Ascomycota; Sordariomycetes; Xylariales; Hypoxylaceae.